Molecule: messenger RNA, 2615 nt
Organism: Amphibalanus amphitrite
Lineage: Eukaryota; Metazoa; Arthropoda; Thecostraca; Balanomorpha; Balanidae
Product: protein pygopus-like
Exons: 6
Coding region: 519-2144 (541 amino acids)
Source: RefSeq, a predicted model, not a curated record
CUGUCAGGUAAGGCUUUGUGAGGCUCAUCUCUUGACGUCAGAACACAAGCGGUGCCAUACCGGAUCCCGAUGUCGAGUCUGUGUCGAGUAACCUUUCAUGGCAAAAACUAGAGCCGGCAGACAAUUUCAAUCAUCGUCGGUCCAUUCUUUCUAUACCUACCUAAAAUGACGGCGUCCAAGUUUUGUUGUGAGGUCUAACGCAAUAAUGCGACAAGAUUGUAUACCGUCGGACUCGGACUGCACGUAACAAGACUGUGUCGCCGUGCCAGCGUCUCCGUGACACACGGCUGGGUGGUUGGAAUCGCGAUCUGAGUCUUGCACGUGGAGACGACUGAAUCACACUACUGCCACGACGUACCCAACGACAUCCUCCCCGUCGACAGUGGCUGUUGCGGCGGAGCCGGUCGUUAGACGGACGCCCCCUCCGCCAGCGCGGUAUUUGACCCAGUGUGUCCGGGUGACAGCGCGGCCGCCGGUGGCCGCUGACGGCGCUGACAUUCUCCGUCGGAGCGUCAGCGAUGCGGUUGUGCAGCUGGUGGUCAGCGGUGCUGCUGGUGGUGGUCUGUGCGCCACCAGGUGACGCCGAACCGAGUGGGCGACAGCCGGCACUGCGCAGCCGUCACCGGCUACUGUGGCUGAGGAAAGAGGAACCGCUCAGCGGCCGCUGGGCGGAGCGGCAUUCUCUUCUGCGGGGUCAUCUAAACCGACAAACGUCAGGCGACAGAACCAAGAGGCUUCUGUCCAAGUUUCAUCCAAGUCACCCCACGCCACGCGCUGGUAUCAAGAGGCUACUGCCUAGACGUCAUCUGAGGCGACCCACGCCACGUACCAGAACCAAGAGCCUCCUGCCCAGCGCUCGUCCGGGCCGCCGCUCUCGCUGGGUGCUCGGUCGUGCCUCAAGAGCCAUUUCAACCCGCCGGGAGCGUCGCAAUACGAAGCCGUUCAAAAGGAGCAGCAAGCUGAGGGCGUGGCCUGGCGGGAUGGCGGGGCGGCGCCGGCCGCUCUCCUGGUACCCGUCACACACGACACUCUUCCUCCGUCCCGUCUGGAGCCAGACCACGCCGUUUCCAGCGCACCAUGGAGCCACAGGCACAGGAAAAGCUGCCAGGCUUUUUGAAAGUGUAUUCAAGCAAGAUCAUGCAACGCCAGAGAUCAACGUCUCUCUGCAGAAGAACGACACAGAUCGCGAGCGGGUGGAUAGAAUCCACAACGUGACCCUGUUGGAUCGGAACACCACGCGAGAGGUGCAGGGCGGCUCUGAGCCGAGACUGGCCCGCCUGAGGGAGACCCAGGACACAGACGACAGGCUGCGGAGGAGCACCAAUACCUCCGGCACAGAGCGCCGCGUCGGCGUCACAGUCUCCAUUGGUAAUCACCCAGAUAUUGUAAUUGGUGCCAGCCAUGCUACAAGAGACACAAACAUCAAACAAAACAGAGAAACCCAGCAAGAUAAAACCAACAAUACCGAGCUAUACAAAAAUGACGGGAGCCGAAAUGAGAGCGAGAGUCAGCGCCGACUCCGCAAAUCGCGCGGCAGCGUCAGUCUGCAGGAGACCAGCAAGACGUUCAACUAUACAUUCGACAAACGAAAAAAUCCGCGCGAGGCGGGCGGACCACCGCUGGGGACCACGGACCAUCCGCUCCUGGUCACUGCUGGUCAGCAGCUGAAGCAGACCGCGACCUCCCGGUCAGCCAACAACUCCAGACCGCCGGAAGAUCCGAACGUCUCCAGACCGGCGCGACCGUCCAACUCUUCACUUCAUACGGACUUUAAUAAAACAAGUCUUCAGAGGAAAGAUACCCUACCAUUCAGCGAUUCCAGACAGCCAAGAACAGGAACGGAGCCUUCUGACCAGGCAGGCAUCGACAGCUCUCUGAGACCACAGCACCACGGCACACUGCUGGUAAAAUCCAGUGACAACGAACCGUUACAGCAAGUCGGCAUUCCCAGUUUCAUAAUACAAAAAGGAGGCGAUAGCAGACCAGCGACACACGCAGGCAUCAGCUCGGAGCUGGGAUCGGGGAGCAGCUUCCCACAUCAGCAUAACACUGCUGGAGAGCCGGCCGGCUCGGGACACGGUGCAAAAACGCAUGGACUGACCCACUGGUCGAAAUCACACUCCCGAAGCGGCUCAAAGUCGUGACCGUCUUUGGAACAAGCGUGCAAUACUGUACGAAUACGGGCCCGUUUUUACGUGGAAUGGGUCGUGUACUUGGUGAACUACGUUAUACAUCAUAGAAGCAGUAGAUACCCAUCGCAUAUGCUUCUUGUAUGCCCGGCUGUAAGCCAUCGAAUAAGAAUACAGACUGUCCACUAACGCGCCAUCGUUUUCUCGCAUCUGACUUUUCAAUCGAUUCGUGCCCGCGUAUUAAUUUACCUUUUUGCUUCUUUAUGGUUGUUGUUUUUGGUCAUCUUUGCAUAUGCUUAGACGGAACGCUCCUGGAGAUAGAAGAUACAAAAUAUACCUAAUAUCAUACUCUUGUUGCAUCUGGUUAGAUCGUUAUCAGCCAUAGGCCUGGCCGAUAAAAUCAAUACAAUACCGACCGUUAGAACGUUCAGAAAAAUGUUUGGUGUAUGUUACAGCUACGUUUCUUUUAAAAUACACAUUACCCUG